Bursaphelenchus okinawaensis is the source of this 3085-nucleotide messenger RNA. The record is from the annotation of a GenBank genome assembly. Lineage: Eukaryota; Metazoa; Nematoda; Chromadorea; Rhabditida; Aphelenchoididae.
AUGUUAAUAUCGAGUAGAACGUGUCCGUUUACAGUGUUCGACAUCUGGAAGGGCGAAGCCCCGGAGGGGGUGAGGCUUCAGAAUCACUCCGUCUACGAUGACUACGACGUGCUGGAGGAGAUUGGAACGUGAGUGAUGUUUGAAAAGGGGGAGAAUUGAUUUUAAAAAAGGUAGAUUAGGUAGUUCAGCGAUGGAUGACAUUUUAAAUUGAUACAUGGUAUUGUUUUGGCAAUUUUUUUAGGGCGGGGUAGUUUUUUUGAAAAAAAAUGAAUUGGCUGUGGAGUUCAAAAAUUUUAUUAAAUUUUGAAUUUAGUAUAAAUUAAGCUUCCUUUUAGCGGCGCCUUUGGUGUUGUACAUAGAUGCGUGGAGAAAGCGACCGGUCGCACGUUUGCGGCCAAGUUUGUGCGCACGGUGAACGAGAAUGAGCGAAGCACGGUGAGGAAAGAGAUCGAGACGAUGUCCGAGUUGAGACAUCCAUCUCUGAUCAAUCUACAUGCUGCUUAUCAGGACGAGCAUGAUACUGUCAUGAUUUACGAGUUGUAGGUUUACUGGCUUUAAAAUUUUUUGAAAUUUUAAAAUUUUUUUUUGAUUUUUUUAAAUUUUUUGAAAUUUAAAUUUUUUUUUGCUUUUUUGAAAUUUAAAAAAAAAUUUAUUAACAAUAAAUUGUUCAAAUAAUACUGUGCUCUUAUCAAAGCAACUUUUUGGAGGGGGAACAGAAUUUUUUGAACAAUUACAAAAUUUUGAAAAUUCUAACUUAAACCUUUCUGAUGGAUAACAUGCCACCUUACCAUUUCAGUCUAUCCGGCGGAGAACUGUUCGAAAAGGUCUGUGACGAAAAGAAUCGCACUACAGAAGCCGAAGCCAUUGAUUAUAUAAAACAGAUCUGUGUAGCGCUAGAGCACAUGCACAACAUGCAUUAUGUGCAUUUGGAUCUGAAACCGGAAAAUAUUAUGUUUGUGACACGACAAAGCAAUGUUCUCAAGUUGAUCGACUUCGGAUUGACCAGUCGAUUACAUCCUGACAAACCGGUCAAAGUCACUACGGGUAAGGGUAUAUGUGUUUAGUAACAGUGGUACUAUACGGGUAAGGAUACUCUACUAUCAGGGGUAUUAUGGGAUAUUCUAUCUAUGUUGAAGAUACUGCACGGUAUUCUUCCUAUAUUGAUGAUAAUGCAGGGUAUUCUUCUUCUCUUGAAGAUACUGUAGAGUAUUUUCUCUUAAAAUUACAGUAUCCUCUUCUAGGUACGGCCGAAUUCGCAGCUCCAGAAAUCUGUAUAGGAAAGCCGGUCAGCUUUACAACUGACAUGUGGAGUGUCGGAGUACUAACCUACAUCCUCCUAAGCGGCCUAUCACCCUUUUGUGGUGCCAACGACCAAGAAACGUUGAGGAACGUCAAGAACGGUGACUGGGAUAUGCAAGAUCCGGUCUUUGACUACGUCUCUUCUGAAGCCAAAGACUUCAUCUCGAGGCUUCUGAUCAUGAAUCCGAAUGACAGACUGAGUGUGCACGAUGCUCUACAGCAUCCUUGGCUUCAGAAGACUGGUACGGCGAAUGGUGACAUUAAAGUGCCGAGUGAGAGGAGACGUACUAUUCAGAACACGGUCAAUAAUCGAUAUGUAAGUUGGGUUUUGGGGGGUUUUGAAGGUAUAGGCUAUGUUUUGAUAAGGCAUAAAUUAUUUAUUAGGUUGUUCAAAUAAUUCUGUGCUCUCAACUUUGACAAUUUGCUUCUUUGACAAUUUGCUUUGAGUGGGGCUCAGCAUUAUUUGAACAACCUAAUAUUACAAGUUCAAGUUCAUAGUAAGUACUUUAUACUACUAUGUUGUAUAAAAACUAAUGAGCUAAUGAACUCUUAUACUAGCUAUAAUACAUAGCUCUUUUUUUACACUGUUUAAUGUAAAGCGUAUAUUGUACGUAUGAGCCAUCGGCCAACUCUUUGACUUCCUCACAUCUACAUUAACCAUCCACACACAAUACUCCUUAAAGACCCUCGUUAACAUUGUUUACCAUUACAGGACGCGUAUCCGGACCCCAACCCUUCAAUCGGCCGCGUCGCCAACUUCAGCUCAUUAAAAGCAAAUCGGCCGCAGGAGUUCAAGAUCCUGGACACGGCUUUUGAAACCGAAAAAGCACCGCCCCGCUUCAUUCUCACACCGUACAGUGCUACGCUCACCGAAGGCGACACCACAACGUUCUACGCGAGAGUAUGGUCAGAUACGAUACCUAUUGUCAACUGGUACAAGGGUACGGUAGAGUUGGAGCAGAGUGCACGAUUCAUGAAGAGAUAUAAUGGCAAUGAGUAUGCUUUGACAGUGACCAAUGUUAAGGUAGAGGAUCGUGGGGAUUACAAGGUCAAGGCUCACAACAACUUUGGGUCCGUGGAGAGCGGGUUCCAUAUUACUGUACAUGCUUCUUUGAGUAAGUGAUUGGUGUUUUAUAUUGAUCUUUAGUAAAAAUUAAUAUGAGUCUGACUAGAAUGUUUACUUUAUGUUAGACCACCUCAAUUUGACGUUAAAGUACCUCAACCUUCAUUACCUCAUCUAACUUAUUGUCUUUCAGGCUCUCGACCUCCGCUCUUCCCCGAAUCAUCUUCACGCCGCCGCCAACCGGCGCCAGAAGUGGCGGAAUUCAAGGAGAAGCCGGCCUCUCCAUUCUUCACAUUCCCCCUGAGGCCACGCCUGAUCCAGAAGAAUCACGGCUGCAAACUCAUAUGUACAGUAACCGGCACGCCCAUGCCCAAAGUCGAGUGGACAAAGGACGGCAGAUCCCUGAACUUUGACCGAGUUCAGGUCACGUUCAAGAGUGGAGUGUGCACGCUGGAGAUCUUCAACGCCAAGCCAGAGGACGCCGGUGCCUACGAGUGCCGUGCCGUGAACGAUCACGGCGAAGAGGUUACUGUAUGCGAGUUGACGGUACAAGCACGGAACGCUGGCUUAUCGGCACAAGGGUCGAAGCUGAUCGUGCCGAGUUUGGAGGUAGAACGAUCGCGGUCGUCCACGGAUCUUGCCAGGAAAUACAGAAUCACACCGUCGUUAUCGACCAGUCGAGUAAACAUGCUCAACAUUUACAGUGGACCCAAGAGGACCUAA